Dicentrarchus labrax (European seabass) is the source of this 1792-nucleotide messenger RNA. Its product is annotated as olfactomedin. Bases 130 to 1515 code for a protein of 461 amino acids. The transcript is spliced from 5 exons. The record is from RefSeq and is a predicted model, not a curated record. NCBI's taxonomy places the organism in Eukaryota, Metazoa, Chordata, Actinopteri, Moronidae. Gene Ontology annotation, biological process: signal transduction.
AUAUGAAACAAGUCAGCAAUAUGUGUCUUUGCUGUGACUGUGUUAGAGAAAAGUGAUGAGGAGGGGUUGUGAUUACAGUACUUACAAUUUCUGUGUGUCAGUCCACUAUUAAUUUCUCCAGCUCUAAACAUGCUACUGCUGCUUCUACUGCUGCUGUCACCAGGUGAUGGCCAGGCUCAGCGUGUGUCAGGCGUGAGGAAGAAUGGCACGUGCGCGUGUGAGGUGAACUCUACCCUGUGGUCGUUCCCUGCUGUGAAGUACGAGGCCGUGCUGCAGCAGGUUGAGUCCUGUGGAGGAUCUUUGAACACCCUGCAGGAACAGGUGAAGUUGUCCAGUGAGCGUCUCCCUCAGAUGCAGGCUCUGGUUACGAACAUUACGGCCCAGCUGGAGCCUCACCAGUACCUGCACAACCAGGGGCUGUACACUGCCUUGUCUCUGCGCCACCUGGGCGAGGAGCUCAGCCAGGUGGAGACAGACAUUGGUGCCGUUCACAGACAGCUUAACAACGGCCAAACACGAAAGCUCUCCAAAGAGGUGGGUAAAUUGCGUACAGAUGUAGACAAGAUGCAAAUGUCAGACACAAUUAACAUGAAGACUGUCAAAGAGAAACUGCGCUACCUGAAGAACAGUGUUGAGUCCUGCAAGACAAUCCCCAAAGACUUCAGAGGCAAAGGCAGAUACUGCCUCAAGGGCCUCAUCACCAACAUUAGUGAUCCUGUCAUGACUAAGGUCAGUCCACACGGUAAGAGCUACAUCUCUGGUUCAUGGGGCAAACAGGCCCAGAUGGACAGUGAGGGACAGAAGAACAGCUACUGGGUUCAACCUCUGCUUGACAGCCACGUCAGGGGCAACACCCUGCGUGUCUACCAAACCUACGAAGACUUCAUGGCCUCUGCCAACCACAGGGACUACACCUUCGCCCCAUCCUACAGUCACGCUAACAGCAUUGAGGGACCCAGUGCUGUUCUUUAUGGUGAAGCUCUGUACUAUCACUGCUACCGCUCUGCAGACAUCUGCCGCUACGACCUGAACAGCAACACUGUUAAACGGGUGACACUUCCAGGCACCGGUGUGGGUUUCAACAACAAGUUCCCGUACUGUUACUAUGACUGCCGUGCCAAUAGUGAUGUGGAUGUGGAAGCAGAUGAGACGGGACUAUGGGCCCUUUAUGCCACUGUCGGUAACCAUGGUAACAUGGUGGUGAGCCAGCUAGUUUGGGACAGUGGGGCUGAGAUGCUCAAUGUCUCGCAGACGUGGGAGACGAGGCUGUUCAAGAAGGCGGUGAGCAAUGCUUUCAUGGUGUGCGGUGUGCUGUAUGCCACUCGUUACGUGGACGAAUACCACGAGGAGGUGUUCUACGCCUUCGACACAGCAACGGGAAAAGAGGACAACUCACUAGCACUGCCACUCGAGAAGGUAGCUAAAGGAGUGGCCAGUCUGAGCUACAACCCCACCAACAAGCAGAUCUACAUGUACAACGAUGGAUAUCUACUGGCCUACCAGGCCCACUUCUGAUCUGAAGCUGUUCAAGUAGUUGGAAAUGGCUAUUUAUUGCAAUUUCCAUUUUAGCCCUGUUCAUUUAACUACUAAGAUUUAAAUGAAGCUAGUGAAGGUCCAGCUCAAAGACGACUAUAUAUCUAUGUUAACAGAUAUUACAUACUGUAUGCUUUAACAAAUGUUUGUAAUUAAGAAACACUGAAUGUAAUCAAAUGAUACAAUAAAACCUGUAAUCACCAACUUUAAUAGCAUUGCUUUCCAAUAGAAAAUAAAGUCAUUGUGUUGUUGGAUGUAA